CAUUGACCGGUUCUCGUACUGGUCUCAAAGUCCAACUAAUGCAGGUGAGAUCAUUUUAAAUUACUCUUUUUAGUGUGGGAUGCGCCAGUGGUGCUUUGACAGAGACCGCAACCUCGACUUAAGUUGAAACAACAAGACAACUGAACAAGACUUUGGUCGUAGUGACGUGCAGGUUUGCUAGUAAAGUCCGUAAUAAUGAAGAGCUCCAAGGAAGCCGUACAGUCAGCAGCUAAAGAGUUUUUACAGUUUGUCAACAAAGGCGUGUCUCCAUAUCACGUGGUGGAAGAAUGCCGGAAGCGUCUGCUGGAGGCGGGAUUUGUCGAACUGAAGGAGAAGGACAAGUGGGACAUCCAGCCGUCCAACAAAUACUUUGUGACCCGGAACUUCUCCAGUGUCAUAGCCUUUGCAGUCGGGGGGUGUUACUCGCCUGGAAAUGGCUUCUCCAUGAUUGGAGCCCACACAGACAGCCCCUGUCUCAGAGUGAAGCCAAGGUCCAAGAGGACAAAGCAAGGCUGUCUUCAGGUGGGCGUGGAGUGCUACGGCGGAGGCAUCUGGAACACCUGGUUUGACCGUGACCUGACCAUUGCAGGCCGUGUCAUUGUUAAGGGAGAUGGCAGACUGCUCCAUCGGCUGGUGCACGUCCCACGACCUCUGCUCAGGAUUCCUCACCUGGCCAUUCACCUACAAAGGGACAUUAACGACUCUUUUGGCCCCAACAAGGAGAACCACCUUGUGCCCAUUCUUGCCACCGCCAUCCAGGAAGAGCUGGAGACAGGCAGUGCAUCAUCAGGGGACGCCGUCAGCGCUGCCAGCACGGCAGACAAGCAUCACCCAGCACUGGUGAAGGUUUUGUGUUCGGAGCUGGAAAUUGAGCCGGACGCCCUGCUCGACUUUGAACUCUGUCUGGCAGACACUCAGCUGGGGGCAUUGGGAGGUGUGUAUGAAGAGUUUAUUUACUCUCCUCGCCUGGACAACCUCCACAGCUGCUACUGUGCACUGCAGGGCCUGAUUGAAUCCUGCUUGGGAGACUCGCUGAGCCAAGAUCCCAACAUCCGCAUGGUGACGCUCUUCGACAACGAAGAGGUGGGCUCAAGGAGCACUCAGGGGGCGGAGUCCAACUUAACUGAGCUCAUCCUCAGCCGCCUCGCCUCUUCCUCCUCCAACCCCACCGCUUUCCAGCAGGCGGUGCCACUCUCCUUCAUGAUUAGCGCUGACAUGGCUCAUGCUGUGCACCCCAACUACCAGGAAAAGCAUGAGGAGAACCAUCGGCCAGCUUUUCACAAGGGUCCAGUGAUCAAGUUCAACAGCAACCAACGCUACGCCACCACCGCCGUGACUGCCGCCAUCGUCCGAGAGGUUGCCAGCAAGGCCGGCGUUCCUCUUCAGGAUGUGAUGGUCCGUAACGACAGUACAUGCGGAUCCACCAUCGGCCCCAUACUGGCCGCUGGGCUCGGUGUGCCCGUGGUGGACAUUGGUGCGCCCCAGCUCGCCAUGCACUCAAUCCGGGAGAUGUGCUGUACUUCCAGCAUCUUGCAAAGCACCAUCCUUUUUAAGGCUUUCUUUGAGUUGUUUCCCCGUGUGAGGAGCGCGUUGGUGGUCGAUUAGAAACAGGAUGGAAACAACCAACAUGAGGUGGAGUCAAUUCAAAAGAUGAAGGUACUUGUUGAUACAGAAGAGUCACCACUUGCUGCAACCACCUGUAAUUAUAUUUGCAAUAAAAGGCAUUGAAAGACUGAA
Molecule: messenger RNA, 1737 nt
Organism: Hippocampus comes (tiger tail seahorse)
Lineage: Eukaryota; Metazoa; Chordata; Actinopteri; Syngnathiformes; Syngnathidae
Gene: dnpep
Product: aspartyl aminopeptidase
Exons: 16
Coding region: 196-1605 (469 amino acids)
Biological process (GO): proteolysis
Molecular function (GO): zinc ion binding; aminopeptidase activity
Source: RefSeq, a predicted model, not a curated record